Hypomesus transpacificus is the source of this 3480-nucleotide messenger RNA. It is a transcript of the gene lnp1, whose product is annotated as leukemia NUP98 fusion partner 1. The record is from RefSeq and is a predicted model, not a curated record. Lineage: Eukaryota; Metazoa; Chordata; Actinopteri; Osmeriformes; Osmeridae. The coding region runs from base 2209 to 2892 and encodes 227 amino acids. The transcript is spliced from 4 exons.
ACGGCAGGGAAUCAAACCGGCAACCUUCUGAUUAACAGCCCGAUUCCCUAACCGCUCAGCCAUCUGAUUCCACCCAGAAGUUGUGUCUGUCCUCCCCAACACAAACGGGGGCCUCUUUCUGGCAUACACACAUACUGUAACACACCACAGGCUCAGAUCAACAUCUGAAAGCAUGAGGUUAUGUGACAGUGUCAAUGUGUAAUGUUCACACUGUUAACCCGGAUUACCUACUCUGGACAUUCUGGCUGAGGUGAUUAGCUGCAUGUCAGCCCAUGUUUGUGAGUUACAGGGCCUGGCCUGGUUUGGGCCUAAACGUAGACACACUCUCACUCUUUAAGUUAAUUACCUUGUGCUUUGUGUCCAGUUAUAACUACAGAUCCCAUAAUUCUUAGUGAGUCUGAAGUUGAAAUAGCAGGAUAAAAAUGGCCAUGAUUUCCAGUUACUAUCUACUUUGUUUUUUUUCUUAAAAGCGAUUCAUCAUUGUGUGUCCAGUCCCUUUGUUUGUGUUGUUAGCAUUCCCCACAAAAUCACCAACCCCAUUCAAUGUUUACUUGAUAAAUUUAGCCUAUUCCUCCAAGAAUUGCUCAACAUUUUCCUUAAUUCAACUUUACGCUAUUUAAUUUAUUCGAUUGCUCUAUAUAAAUCAAACAGUAUUCAGAGAAGGAAAACCUAAGCAUGUGUUAACUUCUUAUGUAAUGACUUACAUCACUGAGCCAAUUGGGGUGAGUGUGGCGAGGGAGCUCAUGAGAUUUAGUGUCCCCUUUAUGCCUGCUGACACCCUCUCAGUCUUUCCCACCUGUGGUGAUCAUCUUCCACACAUGCUACCUAAGCUGGAGCACGUCUGUCCUGGUGUACCCUCAACAUAGGAGCUCUCAACAGCACCGUAACACAUGCUGCAGGUGCACAUAGGCAAGGCCGAUUUCAGGGUCGAUUUCUAUGGAUGUCAAUGGUCUACAACGUAUUUUAGCAGAUUAAAAGUGAGGUUCCCUGUGAGUACAUGUUAGACUAAAUAACAUUUAUGAUAAAAAUAUAUUUGCGUAUCGAUGGUACUCUUUUCAAUAACGGUGUUUGGUCUGCAAUAGCAGGCUGUCUAAUUCCCAGAUGUAGAUUUGGGACAUACAAUAUUGAGUUUGCAGACAAUAGACUGGUGGGACUAGACAUCAUGACAGAAAAUCUGCAUGAUAAAGUUAUUCAGCAGGUGGGGCUGAAGUAUACCAGUGGCGACGGGGCAGCACAGGACCCCAGGGUAGGUUAACAAACAAAUGGAACAGGAAGUAGCAUGCGUUGGGGUCAGGCUGGUUUGGAAUUAUUCAUUUAAGUGCGCAUCACAUGUGCAAACAUGUAUCAGCCAGCAGUGUUACAGUCCAUCAGCCUCCUGUACGAUCUUUGAAAGACUCGAAACAUGAAAGUGGAAUUAUUUUCUGGAUACAGUGAAUCAUGUUCGCAAGAUUGUAUUCACGAUGAAUUCCAUUGCAAUUUUUUCAGAGCGGGACAAAAAAAACGGACACUUUUUGUAAACAAAAAACAUUGAUUCAGUUAAGCUCAGUGUUCUAUCACACCACACCACACCCCCCCCCCCCCCCUCCUCCUCUCCAGCCUGCAAAGCUUCGGGGGCCCAGGCUCACAACAGGAGAUAGACGGAGCAGCACACGCUCCAUAACUAUUGACAGGUUUGAUGUGCUCUGCGAGUGGAAAGUAUGGGGAAAUUGGAGUUCCCCCCCAGGCUGUGGGCUCUGUAAUGGAAAGAUUCAAAGCAGCCCCCCCCCACCUCCCUCUAACCCCCCCCCCCACCUCCCUCUAACCCCACCCCUCUUUCAAGCUGCUGUCUUCCCAUCCUCAGUGUCCCUCCAUUUCACUCGCCCACCAAUGAUAAACAGAUUACAAGGGAUUCACUUAUUUAAAGACUGGGCCGAAAGCUGAGCAGUUUAUUUUCGUGUCAACCUGGAAUAACACAACUCCACCAGCCGUGCUUAACCAACCAAAGGGAUCUAAUUAAAGUGACAGACCUUUCGGGCUUUCUGGUACAGUGCUGUGGAGGCUCAUUGUUGUAGCAGACCUGCAGCUUGGGAACACACAGAGCCGAGCAGGACAGCCAGACGAGGAACCCAGGCCCAGGACAGUGUCACCCAACCCAGGUAGUGAGCACCAACCCGCCUCCGCACUUCCCUCACCUGGAGCUCUGGUGAGCUCCCCCGGACCAGCUCCGUCAUGGCCCUCCGGCUUCUCCCUUCCCUCAUCGGAGACGACGAGGACGACGAUGGCAACUUUACCAACUGGAUGAGCAGCUACUGGGGUCACGGGUCACAGAGCGCCCGAUCCAAAGAGAGAAAGCGCAGCUUCAGGAGACCGGCCAGGGCAAAGGCAGACCGGAGAGCCUCCCUCCCCUGCAUGUCCCAGCUGGAAGCCAUGCAACUGAAUCGUCUUCAGGCUGCCAGUGUAACGCCUAACCCUCAACUGGAGAAGGAGGUCAAGGGUCACCCCCGCGCACGCAGAGUGUCCUCGGAUGACAUCAACCGCCAGAAGUCUGUCUUGCCGGAGAACCGCAUCACCACCAUCCCCGAGCUCACUGAGUCGUUUGAGAGGAGACUGCGUCUCCACAACAAGAAGGUCACGUCUCUCAGUGAAGCAGACAACAUGUGUCCUAUCUGCCAUGGGGAUAUGAGGAAGGAUGGAGGAGGAGCGGUCCAGGAGCUGUACUGUGCUCACCGUUUCCACAAAGAGGCGGCGAGGAGAGGAGAGACGACGCGACCCCGGAGCGGCAGCGCCACGGCCGAAAGCGAGAGGAGGAGGUCCACAGUGGAGCGGCGGAAGUCAGGGGAGGGGCCGUUCUGCGACGGGUCCGAGGAAUAUCGGAUGCCUCGCCGCCAGCUCUCUCUGCGGAGACAACGCUGAUAUCAGGGACCGAAGCUGGGACGUUUUCGCUGGAAGACGGAGAGAAAGAAAACCUGGAUGUUUCGAAUCGAGCCUCAGUGUCCUGUUUGAACUUUUCACAUCAUAGAGAGUGUUCCAUUGGAACUCUCCUCCAGUUAUAUACAGGCCCUGGUUUGAUCCUAAGAACUAGUAGUGUUGUAGAGCAGUUCAUGCUUUUGUGUUUUCUAUGGGCUAAUCCCAAACCAUGUCCAAUGCUUCUUUUCGGUCAUCUUUUCCAAACAGUGGAUUCCCAUUUUCUGUCACAAAAGCAAGUCACAGAAUUUACUCCAUACUGAAUCUUCUUCUGCUCAAUCUUUCCAUCUAUCAUAUACAAUACACCUACAGUUACAGCCUACCAAUAGAUUUAAUAGACAAGUCGAUUUUAUAGUUUCAUCAAUUUUAUUUCCAUUAUUUCCAUCUUUGAUGUUCCUUUGAGUGAUGCCGUUAUAUUCGAAUAAUAUUUAAGCCAGUUGUUAGUUGAUAUGUACAUUGCAUGCAUUAAUGUGUGUGGUUUCUAUUUCAUAAGGGAUUUCUAUAACAUUUAAGCCUUAAGAAAAAAUAAAUAUGUUC